AUGCCCCCGAACAAGUCCGCUGUCACUGAGUUUCAGCUCCUAGGGUUCCAGAACAUUGUUGAGUGGCAGACUCUGCUCUUUGCCAUUUUCCUGGCUGUCUACACUCUCACCAUUGCAGGCAAUGUUGUUGUCAUCGCUGUGGUGAGCCAGCAGCAGCUGCUGCACUCUCCGAUGUACUCUUUCCUUAAACACCUCUCCUGUCUGGAGAUCUGCUACACGUCCACCAUCGUGCCCCUUCUCCUCGCCAGCCUGCUCUCGGGGGGCCGGGCCAUCUCCUUCUCUGCCUGCAUGGCACAGCUCUACUUCUUCGUGUUCUUUGGGGCUACCGAGUGCUUCCUCCUGGCCAUGAUGGCCUGCGACCGCUAUCUGGCCAUCUGCCGCCCACUCCACUACCCCGUCCUCAUGAGCCCCGAGACCUGCACCAAGCUAACGGCUGCCUCCUGGCUGAUGGGCGCUGGCACGGGCUUUCUGCCUUCCCUGAUGAUCUCCACGUUGGACUUCUGUGGCCCCAACCAGAUCAACCACUUCUUCUGCGACCUCCACCCACUGAUGCAGCUGUCGUGCUCCAGUGUCCAUGUCCCCGAGCUGGCCAUCUUCGUCCUGUCCAUCGCCGUCCUCUGCAUCUGCUUCUUCCUGACCCUCAUGUCCUACGUGCUCAUCGUGUCCUCCAUCCUGAGGAUCCCUUCAGCCUCUGGCCGGAUGAAGAGCUUCUCCACCUGCGGCUCCCACCUGGCUGUUGUCACCAUCUACUACGGCACUAUGAUCUCCAUGUAUGUGCGCCCCCGUGCCCAGCUGUCACCGGAAAUCAGCAAGAUCGCUUCUGUCUUCUACACUGUGGUCACCCCACUGCUGAACCCUGUUAUCUACAGCUUGAGGAACAAAGACUUCAAAGAGGCUGUUAGAAAAGUUGUGAGGAGGAAGUGUGGUAUAUACAGAGUUGGAGUGAGAGGAAGCUCCGUUGUUUGAUAAGGAAAGCUGCGGAGGACACUUGGUGGACUGAGUGAGGCCUGGGGUGGUGGCUACAGAAGCUCUGCUGAUGUCCCUGUGAGCCCAGGAUGGACCCCACAGGUCAGAGCGGAGCAGCUGCUGGCGGGGGUCUCUGGCCAACAACCGAUCAAAGGUGAAUGGUCUCUGUUAAACCAUGCUGGGGGAAAUUUUAUCCUUGGUUGCUUUCUUUUACCAUCUAAUGGGAAUCAAGAUGGUAACAUUCCAGGGCCUUGUGACUACACACAUGUGAGCUUCAGAUUGUACGGGAUUCCUCUUUUCUUUCAAUAGCCUUAGGUACAAAAGUCUCUAUAACUUCUAAGAACUGUUGGGAAAUCCUUAGGACCUUUGUGGACCUGACCCUAAUGGGACACUGGUGUUUGUUAAACAGCUAUGGAAAGAAGGAAUGAAAAAGAAUAUGUGUGAAAUGGGCAUUUAUCCACAAUAUCUACUGGACACAAGGAAGAAUAGAUGAGUAUUUUUG
Oryctolagus cuniculus (rabbit) is the source of this 1468-nucleotide messenger RNA. RefSeq names its product olfactory receptor 11L1. Gene Ontology annotation, cellular component: membrane. Gene Ontology annotation, biological process: G protein-coupled receptor signaling pathway. The record is from RefSeq and is a predicted model, not a curated record. NCBI's taxonomy places the organism in Eukaryota, Metazoa, Chordata, Mammalia, Lagomorpha, Leporidae. Gene Ontology annotation, molecular function: G protein-coupled receptor activity; olfactory receptor activity.